AAAAUGUAACAAAGUAUUCAAAAGAAAAAAAAAACUCCAAAAAAUCAAAUCAUUUUCAAAUGCUUAAAAGAAAGAAAAUUCCAACAAAAACGAAAAAACAAUGAAAAUAUGCUUAAAAUAAAGCCGCCAAAUAAACACGCUUCAACGCACAACACUUUAUAAUUUAUAGUUCCUCGAUAGCCAGCUAAAGCUAAAGCAGCAGCAUCAAACAUCAAAACAUUGAAAGUUAACUAAAACCCCUUAGAUAGGCAAAUAUCCACCCUCCCCGUACUACGAACAUCAUCACAACUAGAGCAUCACACAUUCGCAACUAUUGCAAACCAAGAGCGACAAUAGACUAUGGAACGCAUGUGGCGCAAAGUUAAUCACAGCUUCGGUGGUGGUCGCACCAAAAAUCAAGGCCAUAAUUCCGAUACCACCAGUUCGGUGGGUGGUUUCGGUGAUAAUCCCAUGGUGGUUGGCUCCAGCUCAGCCACCGGCCGUCGUCUGGCCACCAGUGGUCAAAUGCCAACGCCGCAUCUGCCGUCCGCGGGCGCACAAACCUCGUCAUCGACAACAACAACAUCAACUGCCAAUGCUGGUGCCCCAGCAACUGCCAAUACCGCCAUGGAUCCGUCAAUGGGUCAAUUUCGUAAAUCAUUGAGUCAACAUGUUCUACAACCUCGCACAGCCUCGUCGGAACGUCGCAGGCGUCGUCGUCGCAAGGCACGGCCCCGAAGAAGUGGUGUCAGCUGUGUUGGCGGUGGAGGUGAUAAUAUGUCCUCUUCCGGUGGCUUUUAUACAAUCAACGAAUCGCACGAAACCAGUCGCUAUCAUCGAACCCAUCGUACGGCCCGUGUUAUGGCCAGUUCAGCACCGUUGGGUACAGUUUUAAUGUAUCCCAACAAGGCGGUCGGACAUCACGAUACAAUGGCUAGCAAUAAUACAAUAACAACGACAACAACAGCAGCAGCUAAUGCUGGAGGUGUGGGUGUCGGUGGCGGCACAACAACGACUAGAACACCUUUAACCGAGACAUCUGUAGGCCCGGGAUCCGGUACAGUGGCUGUAACAUCAACAUCGGCGCCACAAGCACCGGAUAUUUCGUUGCGUCAACGAGCUGUGGCCAAAUUGCGAAUGUUCAAUUUCCAUUUGAAUUGGGAUCUUCAGAUGACUCAUUGCAAGCCCUGUGGCAGCGGCAGCGGUGGCAAUAUUAUAACCCGCCGCCUAUGCCGCAAUCGUCGCCGCGAGGACAACGAAUUAUAUCGUUCGAAUAGCUUUAAGUUUGAACGCUUCGAGCGCAAGGAAUAUUUGGAAGAGCUGGCGGAUACCCUACAAAAGCAGAUUGCUAUCUGUGAUGAUUAUAGUCUGCCCGUGGACUUUGUUAAAAAGCGACCGUCCAGUUUUGAUCCCUGUUUAGCUGAGGCCUUACCAACCAAUCCCGAAAAUUGGGUAGCCGCCAGUCCUCAACAGGAAUUUCUAACCUUUGCCGAGCUACAGCAGCAGCAGCAACAACAAACUGAGCCUCUGGUACCACCACCACCGGCUCCCUUAUCGACUUUACCCUCCAGAGUCAAUGCCCAACUGGUGGCGGCAAAUGCCAACAACGGCGAUCCAAAUACUGUAGCAUCUGUGGCCCAUAGCACAUUGCCCAACCAGCCAGUGGGGCUGCAUGCAUCACAGACCACACAGACUCUUCAGCAGCAGCAACAACAACAACAACACCAACAUCAGAAAAAGUCACAUACUCAACGUAGCCAGACACAGCAACGUUUACCACAUCCGUCGUCAGCCUCAUCAUCGUCGGCUGUUGUAAUAACUGCCACAACAAAUAACAAUUCUACCCUUAACAGUGCCGUAGCAGCAUCGGCUGGAGCUGGGGCAGCUGUGAGUGCAGCUGGAGCCCCCUUGCCACCACCCUUGCCCUCUGGCCUAACCUCAACCAUACACAGCCAUACAUCGGCCAUUAAACAGGCAUCCGUCAAACUCAUCGAAGGCUAUUCGGAUCCCAAAGAUACGAAACGCCACAAAAAAGUCUAUCACAAGAAGGCCAAGCGUAGGGCUCAAACUAAACGUCCUUCGUCCUCCUCGCAGACUUUGCAACAAACGCUAACUAAAACACCAACAGCAGCUGGCAAUAAUCCGCAAACAUUAACAACUCCUCAGAGCAAGGAGAAGGAUAAACGCAGCAAUUACAGCUCAGACUCUUCAGCCCCCAAAUCCUCGGAUGAUGAAGACGACGACAAUCAAUCUGUUAAAGUUCCUGAUUUAAAUUCACCCGACAGCAUUUCUGAUGACCUGGUCAAGCCACUGCCUUCGACCACAAAUCGCAGUCCACGAAAAUUGACCACCUCCCAAUCGGAGUACGGCAGCAAACGUAACCCCUCACCCUAUUACUAUUCAGAUCUACUCAAGGCCAAAGAUCCCACGGCCUCCGGACACCAGCAACUAACCGACAAGGAGGCCAAACAGAAAAGUCGCCAAUCCACUGUCUCCGAACCACCGCCACCAACCAAUCAACUCUAUGCCCAGCCAGGGCAACCCUAUCGCAAAAGCACCAGUCUAGAUGUGCCACCUGAACACACGGAACCGGAACGUGAAGAACAAGAAGACGAAUUUGACAUAACCGAACCGACAACCACCACCAACACCGUUCUCCCACUCGCCGACGAUUCCACGAAACGUUACUCCUUCACCGAGGACGGAGUACACAUUAUACGCUGCGACUCGCCCUCCACCACCACCUCGGAGGAAUCGGACUGCAGUGAAUGCCUGAAACGCCGUGAAUGGCACGCCCGGGCCCUUGCCUUGGUACGCAAGACCUGUAACGUCCAACCUCUGAUACCGGCUGCUGCCGAUUACGGCAACAUUUGCCAGGAGGCCAACGAGGAUUUGAACUGCGGCAACUUUGCGGAAACGACACCGUCAAUGCCACCGCACCGACUGCUGGGACCGGCUGCAGUUUGUGCCUGUGUUGCUCCCUCUAUCGGCGACGAUAUAGACGAGUACUUCCGGCCACGCAGCAUCUUCUAUGUCCAUCCCCAUGGCGUGCAUGAGUGUGACGACUGUGCCCCCGACUCCAAGCAACUGAAUCACAACAGCUCACGCAGCAUCCUCGAUUCGAGCAGUUUGGCCCAAUCGGACAACGCCUUGGACGAGGUCAACUCGGCGCUCGAAGACGACAUGUCGGGCCGUACCAGACAAAUUUACGAAACCGCUUUCGACUGCAAGAUUGCCAAGUCCGACGAUGACUUGGAUGAGGUGGAUCGCAUUACCAACCACUCGGUGCUGCUGCAGCUCAACAAUGGCAACAAUGUGGCACCGUCGAACACCAAGGCUGAAGGACGCUCCUCGUCCAAGUCGCACAAGAGCCGCUUGGAUGGCAAGCGUUUGAAAAACUCCAAAAAUCAGGCCAUCCAAGAUCAGGCCUCCAAUUCGGGUGGCAACAACAGCGGCAGUGGUUCCCCGCUGACCGUGGGCUCUGCGGCGAACCGGAGCACAGACCAGAUGUUGCCCUCCAACAUUUCCGGCCUCUCCACAGACUUAAACAACGUCCACAUCAGGGAGCCUGAGGUGGAUCAACAGAACAACCCCACAACGUCCAGCUCGCAGUUGCCCAUGCGCGGCUACACACCAUCGCCUCCAUCCACAGCGCCACUGCCCAUGAAGUUUCCCGGCAAGCAUGAGCGUUUUUUUAUGAACAGCAUACGAAGUGCACCCAACCUGCCAUCAUCGAAUCCGGCCCAUCCCCGUCUGCGCGAUCUACGUCUUCCACUGCAAUCGAAUCUGGGGCGCCAGCAGCAGCAGCAACAGGCCACUGUGUCCUCGCUGGCCACCAGCAAUGAGAACAGCCUCAACGACAGUGCUUAUGUAAAUCCACCAUCUUCCAUUGUACACCAACACCAACAACAACACAACAACAGUCACAGCCACCACCAUCAUCUCUCAUCCGCACUGCACCAGGGUGGCCCGAACAGUUUAAAUGCCGGCAGCUCUAGGUCCCGCAGCCGACCACGCUCCUUUGUCCUGGAGUCGGGGCGGGUGCUGGAGCUGCGCAAAAGCCAUGCCUCGUCCUCCGCCCACCAUCACCACCACCACCACCAUGCUGGCAAUGGCAGUCGCAGGACGCAUAACUACUCCUCGACCGAGAGCAUAGCCACAUCGAGUAGUGGUGGCAGCAUGGAAUCGUUACGCUCGAGCACGAGCGAAGGCAAUCGUAGCACAUCCAGUUCAGAGUCAAGGCACUCGACCUCGUUGAGUUCACAUAGCUCUGAAUCUGGCAGCUCGAGUGUGGCUUUUCCCCUGAGAGCGCCUGUGGUGAUCCAUUCCAAAUUGCAUAUCCUUAGUCCCAUAUCAGACAAGUCAUCGCAGGAGCCGGCCUCAGAGUUGUCUGAACAGAAUAAGACGCAGAAUGUGACGCCCGAAGAUAAUGCGGGGGCCACGUUGACGCAGCAGCAGCAACAGCAGCAGCAGCAGGCCCAACAGCAACAACAACAAUUACAAGACCGAGAAAACGUGCGACCCACACCUCAGCUACAAAUCGAUGCCCUCAAGAAACGAAGACCACCGGCCAACAAGACGUUGAUGCAACUAACCGAUGAAAUUUUGGGUUCCGAUAGCGGUAUUUCGCUUCACUCCCGGGAGGAUGGUAAACCUUUGAUGGGUUUGCAGAAAUUCACCCUGCCCACAUUGAAUUUUCCACCCAAUGAUAAGGGUGGCAAUAAUCACAGUGAUAUAAGUGCCGUGGGUGGGAUGAGUAGUAGUGUGGGUCUGCCGCAGGAUCUAAGGGAUUUGCCGUUCGAUAUGCCGAAGCUGAGGAGGAGAAAAACACUGCAGCAGGAUGCCUGCACCUCGGGCAGUGCCACUUCUGUGGACCUGGGUGAUUUACCCUUCGACAUGCCAAAGUUAAGACGACGCCUAAGGGCCAAUCAAGCCGAAAUCAACAAUCUCAUGAUGCACAGUACUGAGUCGAGUGGCAUAUCCCAGGCAUCUUCAAGUCAUUCGAUGCGGGAUGACAAUAAAACCGGUUUGAAGUUGGAUUCGGCAAUAUUCCGUCAAAAUCUAACCCUCAACCUCAACGAGCCGAGACAGACCAACAAUAAAUUCGGUAGCUUAGAUUUGCGUGGUCUAAGCAAUAACAAAGAACUUAACUUGAAUCUAAAUCAAGGCUUUGCCAAUGCUGUGGAUCUAAUCGAUGUUUCGAUACCGCUGGAGAGGCAGGGCUGGUAUCACGGUGCCAUAACAAGAAUUGAGGCUGAAACUACACUGCGCCCCCUGGCGGAGGGUAGUUUUCUGGUGCGCAAUUGUGAAUCGACCAAACAGGAUUAUUCGCUGUCAUUGAAGGGAGCCAAAGGCUUCAUGCACAUGCGCAUACAGCGCAACGAAUGCGGUCAAUAUAUACUGGGCCAGUUCAGCCGGCCAUUUGAGACGGUGCCCGACAUGAUAAGGCAUUUCUGUUUGAAUCGACUACCCGUCCGAGGAGCUGAGCACAUGUGCUUAAUAGAGCCGGUCAUUGCCCAACUACUUUAAGGAAUGAAAAUGAAGGAGAAAUCAAACGAAAAACAAAUCCAUAAAUAACAACAACAACAAAAAACAACAAAAUGUCAGCCAUUUUUUAAAAAACAAUAACAUAAUCCCCAAAGUUGCAAACGAAAAUCUUCCAAGAAAAAAUAUGAAAGAAUGAAACCCAACACAGAGAGGACUCUUUUAGAGGCCCCAAUGAUGAUGAUGAUGAUGACGAUGAUGAUAAUAUCAAAGAAAUAACAACAACAAGAUACAUACAUAUACAUAUAUAUAUACUCUAAAGCACCCCCCUCCCCCCAUACUUAAUGUUAGAAACACUUAAGGAUGUCAAAUUUGAUAGCAACAACAGCAACAACAUUUUUUUUUAGUUGUAAUCCACACAGACAAUAUACGAAAGAAAGAAAGAAAGAUAAACAAGAGAUAGUAUUUUAUAAUUUUUAAAUUGAAUAGUAAUCGCCGGAACUCUCUCACUCUAUCGCCUAUUCACUUACACACACACCACCACACAAACAAACUCAGCAACAAGAACAACAACUAACUAACAAUAACUACUAUUACUACUACACUGAUGAAUAAUUAACGAAAUUAAAUAGUGCAGCUCUCAACGUUAGAUGUGAAAUUAAUUUUUACAAAAAUCCUUGGAGAUUGGGGGUCUCUCAUGGAAGAGAAAGAGAAAUUUGGUGUAUAUAAAGAGAGGAGAUCAGCAGAUUUUCAGAGGCGAGGUUUUUGUAUUUUUGACAAAAUAGAAAUUGCUUUACAAUAUUUUCGAUGGCUAUAAAAUUCUAUCUCAGCAGAGUAUUUGGUAGAAAUUUAUUUCAUUUUGGUCGGUUGCUACCGAAAGUGGUCCUUUUUUAACUUUGGGCAAAUAAUAAUGCAAAUUUAAUACAAAAAAAAAAAUUUGAGGCUCCGUAAAGUCCCGGUCUUUGCCAACGAGUUUUUGAUCCAAAUAUUUUGUCAAUUUUUUCUGAAAAUUAAAAAUUUAUUUCUUUUUCGUCAUUUGCUACCGACAGUGGUACUUUUUAAACUUUGGGCAAAGAAUAAUGCAAAUUUAAUACAAAAUAAAAUUUGUAUGCUCCGUAAAGUUCCGGUCUUUGCCAACGAGUUUUUGACCCAAAUAUUUUGUCAAUUUUUUUUCCGAAAAUUAAAAUUUGGUCGGAAAUUUAAUUCAUUUUGGUCAUUUGCUACCAAAAGUGGUACUUUUUAAAAUUUGGGCAAACAAUAAUGCAAAUUUAAUACAAAAUAAAAUUUGUAUGCCCCCUCAGAUCAGGAUCCAGACCAAGGAGUUUUUGACCCCAAUAUUUUGAAUAUUUUUUUUUUCGAAAAAUAAAAUUUGGUCGGAAAUUUUUUCCAUUUUGGUAAUUUCCUACCAAAAUUGUUAGCUUUCCACCUUUGUGCAAACAAUAAAAAAAAAUUAGAACAAAAUAAAAUUUGUAUGCUCCAUCAGGCAUCCGUUCCAUACCAACGAGUUUUGACCCAAAUAUUUUGAAUAUAUAUUUUUUUUUUUUUAAAUUAAAAUUUUGUCGGAUAUUUUUCGCACUUCGGAUAUUUUUCAAUAUUUUAAAACAUAGAAAUAUGCCAAACCUAUUUAUCGUUGUAGGGGUUUUCGAAGCCAAAUUGAAAUAUUGGAAAAUAGAAAUAUUGGUCGAAAAUAGUUGCAUUUUUGGGCAUUUCCUACCAAAAACCACAAUUUCUUUCGCAUUUUUUUUUACUUUUAUGGGCCAUUUCUAUCUGAAGUGAUGAAUACUUUUUUUACUGAAUAAAGUUUUUAAAUUCACUAUGUCUCACACACAUUAACAAAAAAAAAAAAAUCGACCAAAAAAAAUUGCUAAUAUUUUUAACUGAAAAUUUUUGGUGAAAUUUUUUUUUUUAAAUUUCGAAAAAAUUUAAUUAAAAUUUACUUUUUUAAUCUUAUAUCUGUGCAAAGAAAAUUUAAAACCAACGUUUUUUAAACGGAUGGAAUUUUUGAUCGAUUUUUUCGAAUAUUUAGACAUAUUCUGCCAAAAAUGGUUGUUUUGUGCAAAUUUGUGCAAAAAAUGAUAACAAAUUUCAAACGAAAUGACAUUCUGUAGCUCUGUAAUUCUCCAAUAUGUAUCAAAUAAUUUUUCUAAGAAUAUUCUGGAAAAAUUUUCGAAAAUUAAAAUUUGGUCGAUUUUUUCAUUUCAUUUUGGAACUACUUAGAAUUUCCAAAAUAUUGAAAUUUGCAAAAGCCAUUUAAUUUUGUAGCACUUUGGAAGCUAAACCGUUACAUAAACAUAAAUUUUUGUUGAAAUUAGUCUCAUUUUGGGCAUUUUCUACUAAAAAUAGUCCAUUUUUAGCAUUUUCUUUUUUUUUUCUUUGCACAAAGAACAAUUCCGUUAGACUUGAGGGAAAUACUUAACAAAAUUAAAUUAUAAACCAAUAAACUCGUUAAAGAAAAAAAAAUUGGCCAAUUUAAAAAAAAAAACAAAAUUUGGUCGGAUUUUUCUUAUUUGCAAAAUUUCAGAAAUUUCUGAAAACUUUGCAAAAGCCUUUUUUGUAGCACAUUAUGAAGCUAAAAUUCAUAUAAACACAAAUUUUAGACAAAAUUUGGGGUGUUCCGACCAAAAAUCGAUGAUACAUUUUUGGUCAAUUUGAUCGAAAAAGUUUUUGCAAUGAAAUAUUGUAUAAAUCUCUUAAAGUGCUAGAAAUUUGAAAAAAUCCAUUAUUGCUGGGAGAUUUUUCGAACAAUAUCUUUCAAUACAGAGACAAUUCAGAAGUAAGGGAUCUUUUUUUGGGGAUUUGGUACCAAAAAUCACCACAAAUUGUUCGAAAAUUUUCUGUUCCCAAUUCCGGAUUUUCGACACUAUUUAUAUUUAGACAAAUAUAGAAAAUUUGUAAAAACAGGAAAAUUGGUAAUUUGGUCGAAUUAAUUUUGGACAUUUUAUACCAAAAAAAAAAAAAAAAAUUAAAAAAAAAACUUUUCUUGAUAUCGUGCUAUUUAAUUGGAAUAUUUUGGAAGAAUUUUUUUAAAUUUGGUCGGAUUGGUCUGUUAUUGGACUUUUUUUUGAAAAAGAGCUAACCCCUCAACUUCUACCAAAAAAAAAAUAAAAAUAAAAAUAUCAACAAAAACUUUGCUUAACAUUGUAUUAUUCAAUUUUUGUUCAGAUUAGUCUGUUUUUGGACCUUUUUCUUGAAGAAGAGCUACACAAAAUUUGGAAAUAGCCGCAAAAUUGAAUUUGGCUAUGCUAUCUUUAGUUCGAACUUUUUCAUCAUAAUGGUCGAAUUUCUAACAACUAUUCUUACGAGUCUGGAUUGAGUCAAUAUUUUCUUCUUCUUCAUUCUUGUUCUCGUAACAAAAUGUCAUGAAAAACUCUUCGAAAAUUUGCUGUUCGUAAUCCCGGAUUUUUAUACAAUUGGAAUAUUUUGGAAGAAUUUUUAAAAUUUUGGUCGGUUUGGUCUAUUUUUGGACCUUUUUUUGAAAAAGAGCUAACCCCUCUACCAAAAAUUUGGAAAUAGCUACAAUAUUGAGUUUGCCUAUAUUAUCUUUAGUUUCGAUCUUUUUCAUCAUAAUGGUCGAAUUUCUAACCAUUAUACUUGUGAGUCAGGAUUGAGUUAAUAUUUUCUUCUUCAUUCUUAAAUUUACUGUUAUUUUGUCUUCUAUAAUUUUGGCGGCUUAUAUCUGAAAGUUUUUCAUUAUGGCAUUUUUGAAAUAAAUGGCAUAAUUUAAUUCAUUACUGAACUUGUCAAAAAAAAAUGGGAAUUAAGAAAAUGAUACAAUAUUUUUUAUUUUUUUCUCUGGCACACGUCUUUGUUUAUUCUGAGAAUUGUGGCCAUUUAUAGCAGCCUCGAACUAAAAAGUACACAGAAAACACGUAUUCUCUCUCUCUCUCUCUCGAUUUUUAUUUGCCAUUGAUUUCAGAGGAUGUCAAGAGAGACUCUUUAUUACCACUAAUGCAUGUAUAUUGACCAAGGCUGAUUUAUAUUAUUAUCUGUCUCUCUCUCCAUUAUACCAUUUAUUCCUCUCUUUGUCAUUGAAAUCCACCCAUCUCUUAACCUAGAUCUCUUGGCGUAGUUUGGUAGCUAUAACUGAGACAUAAAACUGAAGAAGCUAACAUAUUUAACAAAUCUUAAGAAAACUGAUAACUUUGUUGAUUAAUUUUAUGUAAACAGCUUAACAGAAAAAAAUAAAAAAAAAACAACUAAUUGCAGCAGAAGAAAAAAAAAUAGAGAAAAAAGAGCAUAAAAAUUAACAAAAACAAACAAAAAAAGACUCUCAAAGAGCAAAACUAUCUAUCUAUACGUUCGCAUUAAUGAAUCGAUCAUAAUUAAUUGUAAGCUAUGUACGACGUCAGUAUGUAGGUCCAGCACCACAUAUUUUAUUAAUUUUAAGCUUUUGGUUUAAGUUUAAAGGAUGCGAAAUUUCGAAAAUAUAUAUGAGUUAUGUGCAAUAUUUUUUUUAAAUAUUUUUUUUUCUAAUUUUAGCAAUUUUGUUGUGAUUACAAUUUAGUUUAAGAGUUUUUCUUUUUUAAUUUUAGUCAGAUCGUGUGCCAAACAAUAACAAUUCCGUUAGACUUUUUUCGUUUAGCCAAAAAAAAAAAUACGAAAAUCAAAUCGGACUUUCUUUUGAAGUGCAAUAACUAGAGGUUCUAUAAAAAUACAACAAACUAACUUUUGGUUGUUAAAAAUAUUUUUCAUUCAAUAUUUUUCUCUUUAUUCCAUAAUAUUCUUUACUAGAUUUGCAAACAAAAAAGGUAUAAAAAAUACUAAGAUUUCAAAAAAAAAAAGUAACAACAACAUCAUAGAGGGUCUAGUAUACACGAAUCACCUAUCUAACCAUAAAAACAUACAUUUCCAUAUUUCUAGAUUUAAAACAAAAAAUAAAAAAAUAAUGUAACGUCAAACAACAACAAUUAAACAUAUUAUUAUGAUAACAAUAAUAACAACAACAACAACAAAAACAUGAUAUACAUAUUGAAAAAAUGAUUAAUUAUAAACAAAAUUAACAAAUAAACCCCGAAAAUAAAACUGAAUGAAAAAAUAAAAUAAAAAAAUCAACAAACAGAAAAUACAAAAUAAAAUAUUGUAUAGUUUUUAGAAGUUCAUACAUAGAAAUAAAACUGAGAAACAAUUAUUACAUAGAAAACAA
Molecule: messenger RNA, 10606 nt
Organism: Musca domestica (house fly)
Lineage: Eukaryota; Metazoa; Arthropoda; Insecta; Diptera; Muscidae
Gene: hwt
Exons: 10
Coding region: 340-5508 (1722 amino acids)
Molecular function (GO): phosphotyrosine residue binding
Source: RefSeq, a predicted model, not a curated record